AUGGAGGCGACGACCAAGGUACGUGCAAUGCGACUUGACGCAGCGUGGGUCACGCCUGAGACACCUGGCGAAGUGACGGGUCCGUGCUUCGUGCACCAGCUAGGUGAAAAUGGGAGCGCAAGCGCGCUGAACUUUCAUGCGCCACUUUCUCAGGUUGAAACGACCACGGUCGAGCCGCCGUCGCUGCCAGACGACUGGCCCGAUGACGGCGCAACUCUAGCCGCCGCCGAAGUGACGCCGCAGACCAUCUACCAGGUCUGGGUAGCAACGCAGCUUCCCAUGUCAGAUAAGUGGACGCUCAAGAGUGCACAAGGCACGUUCCUUGCCUGCGAUCGGUACGGCGAAGUUACCGCGACGAAUGAGGCGCGCGGUCCCCAGGAAGAGUGGACGCUCCAGCCUGUCGAUACGGUGCCUAAUGAAUCAGCGCUUGUUGGGCCGCGCCGCGGCUUUGCGCUCCAGUCUCACUACGGCGGCUAUCUGACACUGGACGAGCCGAAAGACGACCAUGCGCGUCGGCGCCGCGUGCGAGCCGAUGCGUCGGCGCCAACGGCGGGCGGUGUAUGGGACCUGCGUGUGCAGUGGAAGUACCGGCAUGCACACCGGCAAAUGCAGCGCAAGAGCACGGCAGCGCCGGCGUCGCGUGCUUCGCUGCUCGACGAAGCGAAACUCUCCCUAUCGCGCCAAGGCUGGACGGCUGGCACUACGGCGCAGCUUCCGCAGGAGUCGCGGCGCGAGCUACUACCUCAAGAGCGAUAA
Messenger RNA from Malassezia sympodialis ATCC 42132, 756 nucleotides. RefSeq lists its product as uncharacterized. Lineage: Eukaryota; Fungi; Basidiomycota; Malasseziomycetes; Malasseziales; Malasseziaceae. The record is from RefSeq and is a predicted model, not a curated record. The transcript is spliced from 2 exons. Bases 1 to 756 code for a protein of 251 amino acids.